AUGUUUUGUGAGAAGCCGACAGCCAUAUCCCUGAUUCAUGAGUUAGGGCACGGGCUGCCUAACGUCGUGAACUUCAAUCUGGGUGGUCUUGCCACUGGCACCAAAGUUCUCCCGGAUACCCCAGGAUAUACAUUCUUCAACGAGAGAAGAGUCAAUUGUCUCUUCGAUAGGCGAAUUGAAAAGGGAAUAUCCUCACUCAGCAGACUACUCGGAAUUCUCGGAACCGGAAACACAUUUGAGUCGCAUCCAUGCGUUCCCACAGGACAGGUCGCUGCAAAAGUUAUGCCGGAUGGUUUCAUAUCACGUCCUAGCUCAUCCAAUGAGACAAAGGAAUCAGAAAUGACGAACAUCUUCACCAGCGUCCAAUUUGAAUACCACAAUGGAUAUAUUUCAAAGCCAUACUUUGAGACACGUCUGUGCGUUAUAAAUCCUGAGUCGCCGAAAACGCUAGGCUCACAUCGACCUAACUUUGAGCCUAAUGUAUUGGCGAGUUCGCGCGGGUUUACAAAUAUCACCAUUGACACUGGAAUGUGCAUGUUCUCGAGAGCCAGGCUCGUGGCACCCACGAAAGAUGACGAAUCAGGGGUCCCUUUUACAAAUGAAGCACUAAUUCCGCCAUUACCUAAAAGCAUUGACCCGACGAUGUACGAGCUCGAGAUUAUUGCAAGACUGUCAGCCACUAUUGCUGAUAUAGUCGGUCGUCUCGAAAGUCAAGACACUGGAGUUAUCGUCAACAUAGAUAUACCGGACUUUCAAUAUUAUUGGAAAGCUUGCAGUCUUCUUCAGAAGGGAUUGGUAGACGGUGAUUACGUGCAAACGUGGAUGGGUGCAAUGGACUUAAGAAAGAGCCAGCUCGGCGCCGUGAUGACCGAAAUGAUCCGAUCGGCAAUGGACGACCGAGGUCUUGUUGGUUUGAACGUUCAGGUACAAGUCAACUCCGGAACCGAGGAGGCCACUAAAAUAUUCAAGAUGAAGACUGUUACAGGAAGCGUACAAACCGUCGAAGACGUGAUUGAUGCGUUGACAUCUAAAGGGCCCGAAGCUGCAAAAUGGAGGGCGUUUUUGAGCGCUGCGCCUGCGCAAGAUCAGCCCUCAACAAUGGAUGAGCUGGGAAAGCUGGUGUAUGUAUUCAAAACUGUCAAGUCUGUGUUGACACUAGGCACUGCUUCAAUACCGACUAGUCGUGUUGCGACUGCUGUAGGGAGAAGUCUUAUUGUCCAAGUCAACGACGUUACAGACUGGAGGAUUUUUGAUAGGGCGAAGACGUUUCUAAAAAGGUAUUCGAAAAUUUCUGGCGUCUGUUUGAAUGAGACUAUCAUCGUCGGCGUUUUCCCUUUGCAGAAGAUCUUUCUUACUGGACCUGGUCGAUCGAAUUUAUAUGACCACCAAUCAUCGCGCGAAUAUUUAAAUCAAGAGAAGCGCUGUCACCUGCUUGAUUGUCUGGACAUCAUAGAACAAGUCCAUGGAACGAAUGUGGCCCGGCAACUGCGGCACUCAGUUUACAUGGUCUUCCUUCACGAUGAAAGGUUUUAUGGGCAUAUUCGAGCGGCGAGCCGUAAUGGUUGUUCUGAACCUGGUCAGGAAGUCCGUGCCUGUAUUUGCAAAGACCGAUGGCCAGUUGAGGAAAGUGUUCGCAGAUUUACUCCAAGAGUUAAAUAA
Molecule: messenger RNA, 1659 nt
Organism: Metarhizium robertsii ARSEF 23
Lineage: Eukaryota; Fungi; Ascomycota; Sordariomycetes; Hypocreales; Clavicipitaceae
Exons: 1
Coding region: 1-1659 (552 amino acids)
Source: RefSeq, a predicted model, not a curated record